AUGCCAAUAAUGGCCCCUGGGCCGGAUAAGCUCAAGGCGAGACGCACCAAUACACGAAGCCGGACAGGGUGCGUAUCAUGCCGCCAAAAGCACAUUCGAUGCGAUGAGAGGCGCCCAUCUUGCUUCAAUUGUACACUCAAAGAGCAGUUGUGUUCGUAUGUGCCGAAGAUUCCGCUCCGCGAACGUAGAGCUGGCCCUUGCCCUGGUCAACAAGCACCGUGGGCCGUUGAGGAUACACGGCCUGUCACACACCACUCUCAUAGCGACAAGGAGAUUGCCGUAUCAUCAGAGGUGCCAUCUAUCCAAGUGCUCACAAUACCGAGUCCGGUUUAUGUAACUCCGUGGGAAGCCUUUGAUCCCUUCGACACUUUGCCCAUCAACAUGCCUCUCAGGUCGAAGGAACUUCUCCACUACUUCUGCUACCCGGAACUCCGGAUGAUUGAUGUCCUGCAAAACACGAUAUUGUUAUCCGGUCUUCACUACGCAUGGAAUCAAGGCGAUCUCUCUUCAUUUGAAUCCACUUUUGUCUCCCAAAAGAUCCAGAGCAUACGCCAGGUCAACUCUUGGCUUGUCGCAACGCCACACGAACGAGAUAUCGUGCGGUGCGCAAAGUACAUCAGAAAUUUGGCUAUUGCCGAAUCUCACCUUAAAGGCCUCAUGACUUACCUGGAUUCUCAGCGAGCGGAAACCCCCGGUCAGCACAUAAUUGAUGACAUUCAAGUUGAGCAGAUGAAUCGCUAUCUUAUUCUAGAUUACAACGUCGUCCACUGCUUGAAGAGCCGCUCAGAUGACACCCUUGCUACCUACGCAUCAUCUCAAGGCAAAAAGCCACACUCACAUCCUAGAGGGUUGGCCAACUUGAAACAUGGAUGGCCUAACCACGAGGCUAGUGAUCUGGAUCUUCGCCUCAGGGCUCUCCGAAUGGUACCUUUCUUUUUCGGCUCUGUGCCACAAGGUAGCAAGCCAAAGAACAUUGAUAUGUACCCGACUAUUACAGCUCUUCGUAAUAUUACCAAGCUCGCAGACACAAGACAUGCGCAAGCAUCUGCUGACGUAGUUCUCACCACGCCCUGGAAGGGUUGGGAUAGUGGUGGCUCAUCCGACCUACUGUUCGCAGUCAUCAGCGCCCAUCAUUCAUCAUUGGCCGACAAGAUUCAACUCCCAUCUCGUGGAAAGCAAACCUUUAUAUCGUCGUGGUCUGGAUUUUGUGUGGGCGUCGGCAUGUAUCUGAUUGCCGCUCUUGGGAUCUGGAAUCAGGGUCUACCAAUGGAGAAGCAACUGCACUACCAUAUACUCCGGAUUCUUACACAAGAUUUGCGAAACGACUUAGUCAAUCUCCAAAGUAUGAGCCGAGAGACACGCGACACGUGGCUCUGGAAAGCAUUUGUCGGUUCAUUAAGUGUGGUUCAUGCCCAGCUAUUAUUCUGCGACAAGCGCCUCGAUUCCAUCCUGGAAGAAUUGGCCAGCUUCGUUCGGAAUUGGGCCAAGAUCACAGGCGUUGUUGCAUGGUCUGAAGCCAGGGAAAUGUUGAGCCGCGUUGUGUGGCCAGUCAGCUUAGAUCGCGAGGAUAGGUUUAAGUCAUUGUGGGCAAGGCUAAUCUAG
This is a messenger RNA of Colletotrichum lupini, 1602 nucleotides long. RefSeq lists its product as uncharacterized. The coding region runs from base 1 to 1602 and encodes 533 amino acids. The record is from RefSeq and is a predicted model, not a curated record. Gene Ontology annotation, molecular function: DNA-binding transcription factor activity, RNA polymerase II-specific; zinc ion binding. NCBI's taxonomy places the organism in Eukaryota, Fungi, Ascomycota, Sordariomycetes, Glomerellales, Glomerellaceae. The transcript has 6 exons. Gene Ontology annotation, biological process: regulation of transcription by RNA polymerase II.